AUGCCGUCAAGUGAACAAAAAGCCCAAGCCCUCGGCUUCUCCGACUUCUGGGAUGACCGCUACAAAAAAGCUGAGGGCGACAAGCCGACGCACGAGUGGUUCCGCGCCUUUACCGAGCUCGAGCCGUUUUUCAACAAGCAUCUUUUCGAGGGAAGAGGCGAACAGGGGAAAAAGAGCCGGGUAUUACAUCUAGGCAGCGGAGAUAGUAGCGUUCCAUAUGACCUCCUGGAAAGAGGCUACACGAACCAAGUCUGCAUCGACUUCUCGGCUGUCGUCGUGGAUCUCAUGAAAUCACGGUACGCGGACAAGCCGCAAGUAGAAUGGACAUGUGGUGAUGUACGAGACAUGAAUGGGAUUGCUACGGGCUCGAUAGAUGUCGCGUUUGACAAGGGCACCCUGGAUGCCAUGAUCCACGGUAGUCCGUGGAGUCCGCCGGACGAUGUCUUGGACAACAGUGGGCGCUAUCUCAAGGAAGUCGCGAGAGUGCUGAAAGAUGAUGGCAUCUUUCUUUACAUUACGUACCGGCAACCGCACUUUAUCAAGCCCAUCCUCAACAGAGAUAACGAGUGGGAUCUGCAGAUGGAGGUCAUGGGCGGCGGAGACAGUUUCCAGUACUUUGGCUUCAUUCUGAGAAAGCAUGGUGCGUCUGCUGCAUGAAAUGGCACUGGGUUGUCGUG
Messenger RNA from Exserohilum turcica Et28A, 677 nucleotides. RefSeq lists its product as uncharacterized. Gene Ontology annotation, molecular function: S-adenosylmethionine-dependent methyltransferase activity. The coding region runs from base 1 to 657 and encodes 218 amino acids. NCBI's taxonomy places the organism in Eukaryota, Fungi, Ascomycota, Dothideomycetes, Pleosporales, Pleosporaceae. The record is from RefSeq and is a predicted model, not a curated record. The transcript has 3 exons.